AUGGGAAAGGGGAAGAGAGAGAAGGAGAGAGAGCUGGAGAGAGAGAACAGGAUUCGCCGGCCCCAGAUAUGCCACCAAGUGGUCCUCUGCCAGAUGGACUUCCUCUUCCAGCUACGCCGGAUGGUGGCACUGGACCCACUCCGCUGUUCCUUUAGGCAGACUGUCAACAAAAUGCUCCAAUCGGCGCUUGACCACACCCCCUCCUCCACAAACACCUACCCACCUCUUACACUUUCGUUUAAAUGGGAGAAAGGUGUCUCUGAAACCGCCUAUGAUCAGGAUACAGAUCCUGGAAAAGCGUAUGACCAGUGCUCGACCACACCCCCAAAACUUGAAGCCACUUUUGUCUAUAGGAAGAAAGGAUUGGGUUCACAACACAAUGAUCUGGUUUGUAGCACUUGGGGUAACUACCAUUUCAAGACCUAUGAUGGGGACUACUUCCAACUCUCAACCGCCUGUAACUACAUUCUGACCUCAGACUGUCGGAAUAGCUAUGAAGAUUUCAACAUCCAGUUGAGACAUCAGGUGGUCAACAAUGAACCAACAAUCAGCAAGAUCAUUUUAAAACUAGAGGGAGCAGUUAUAGAGCUCACCAAAGGCUCCGUCAAUGUUGGGGGCCAAAUAGUGACACUUCCAUUUAGCAGUCCUGGAUUUUUCAUUGAGAAAAUGAAUUCUUACAUCACAGUCAAGGCUGUUUUAGGGCUAGUAGCCAUGUGGAAUGAAGAUGAUGCUUUCAUGGUCAAGUUAGAUGAAAAGUACAAAAACCAAACAUGUGGACUGUGCGGUGACUUCAACGGAAUCCAACUUUAUAAUGAAUUCAUCAGUGAUGGAGCUACGCUGUCUAUUUCUGAGUUUGGAAACCUCUGGAAGAUGGAUGGUCCAACAGAAGUCUGUGAGGAAGACAAAACAUCUCUUGAUGAAAACUGUGGAGAUGAGCGUUUUUGUCAUGAUAUCUUCUCCAGUACAGUGUUCAAUGAUUGCAGAAGUCUGGUCUCCAUCGAUCCUUUUGUCAAAGUUUGUAUGAAAGAUAUGUGCCAUUGCAACAGCUCUGGAUCCUUCUGCUUGUGCAAGUCUAUUGCCGAGUACUCUAGACAGUGUAUACAUGCAGGUGGCAGGCCUGCAGACUGGAGAACAGAAUAUUUUUGCCCAAAUCCGUGUCCAGAAAGCAUGGUGUACCACGAGUGUGGAAAUCCCUGUACUGACACUUGUACAAACCAUGAAAGAGGGCAAGUGUGUGAACACCACUGCAUUGAUGGAUGCUUCUGCCCUCCUGGCACUGUUUUUGAUGAUAUAACCAACACUGGCUGUAUACCCAUUAAUCAAUGCUCCUGUGUCCUUGGUGAUAAAACAUACGCCCCUGGGGAGAAUUACACCACUACCUGCAGAGAAUGUACCUGUGCACAGGGGCAGUGGAAUUGCAAUGAAAAGGAUUGCCCUCAUACAUGCUCAGUUGAGGGUGGAUCCCAUAUUACAACAUUUGAUGGAAAAGCCUACACUUUUCACGGAGACUGCUCUUAUGUCCUCUCCAAACAAUGCACAGGCACAGAUUUCACAGUUCAUGGAGACCUGGUGAAAUGUGGUGUGACUGAAUCCGAGACCUGUUUGAAGACAAUAACGUUGGCAUUGUUUGAUGGAGCUUUUGUGAUCAAAGUGGAUUCAAGUGGAAAUGUUGAGGUCAACAGAAUAAUUACCCAGCUGCCACUUUUUACAGCUGAGGUGAGCAUUUUCAAGCCCUCGUCAUUCUACAUUAUCAUUCAUGCCCAUUGGAUUGGGCUUCGUCUAGAGAUCCAGCUUGUACCCUUAAUGCAACUCUACAUGACAGUCGAUUCAGUGUACCAAGGAGAAACAUGCGGUCUUUGUGGCAAUUUCAACAACAUUGAGACUGAUGACUUUACAACCAUCGGUGGACUGAGGGAAGGAACAGCGGUGGACUUUGCCAACACCUGGAAGACAAGAGCAAGUUGCCCUGAUAUUAGAAGAAGCUUUGAGCAUCCCUGCAGUCUGAGCACUGAAAAUGAAAAAUAUGCCCAGCACUGGUGUUCCCUGCUGUCAGACCCCUCGGGUGUGUUCGCCCCCUGUCACUCUGAAAUCAGCCCUGAUGUUUACAAAGCAGACUGUAUAUAUGACACUUGUAACUGUGAGAAGAGUGAAGACUGCAUGUGUGCUGCAUUAUCCUCAUAUGUACAUGCAUGUGCUGCCAGAGGGAUUCUUCUUGAUGGAUGGAGAGUUGCUGCCUGCAGCAAAUACAUGCUAACUUGCCCCAGCACCACUGUCUACUCUUAUCAAAUGACCAGCUGUGACCGCACCUGCCGAUCCCUCGGCCAAUCAGACAACACCUGCGCUAUUGACUUUGUGCCAGUGGAUGGCUGUGGCUGUGCAGAGGGAACAUACAUGAAUGAGAAUGGCGAUUGUGUUGAAUCGAUCAGCUGCUCGUGUUACGAUUCAGGCAAAAUUAUUCCUGCUGGAGACAUCAUCACCAAAGAUGGAGGGUCAUGCAUUUGCAAGCACGGGAAACUGACCUGCACUGGUGGAUUCAGUGAGGAAGGUGUGUGCCUUGUAUGUGUGUCGCCAAUGAUGUUUUUCAACUGCUCCAGCGCUAGUCCUGGUUCCGCAGGAUCAGAAUGUCAGAAGAGCUGCAAAACACUGGACAUGGCCUGUAUCAGCACAGAGUGUGUGUCUGGCUGUGUGUGUCCCUCUGGACUGGUGUCAGAUGGAAACGGUGGUUGUAUAACUGAAGACCUGUGUCCAUGCAUCCAUAACGGAGUUGCCUACCAGCCUGGGGAAACCAUUACAGCUGACUGUAAUACAUGCACUUGUAACUCUAGAAGAUGGCAGUGUACCACAAACCAGUGCAGUGGGACAUGCAGCAUAUAUGGAGAUGGCCAUUACAGAACGUUUGAUGAGAAAAGAUUUGUGUUUAGUGGAAACUGUGAAUACAGCCUUGUUCAGGACUUCUGCAACAGCACAAGUGGCACUUUUAGAGUCAUCACUGAAAAUGUUCCCUGUGGGACCACUGGCACCACUUGUUCCAAGGCUAUCAAGCUCUUUCUAGGAAACAAUGAGCUUAGAUUGACAGAUGGAACCUUCCAAGUUUUUCAAAGAGAUGCAGGGGAUGACAUUCCCUACCAGAUGCGCACCAUGGGACUUUACUUGGUGAUUGAAGCCAAUAAUGGACUGAUGCUUAUGUGGGACAGAAAAACAACUAUACAUAUCAAGCUGAGUCCAGAGUAUAGUGGCCGAGUUUGUGGUCUGUGUGGAAACUUUGAUGGGAACGCAAACAAUGACUUCACUACUCGCAGUCAAGCAGUUGCUUUCGAAGCCCUGCAAUUUGGAAAUAGCUGGAAGUUCUCCAGUUGCCCAGAUGCAAUUGCCAUCCAAGAGCCAUGUGUCCAUAAUCCCUACAGGGAAGCCUGGUCCCAGAGGCAGUGCAGCAUCCUCACUAGCAAUGUCUUCUCAACUUGCCACUCACAAGUGGAUCCCACUCCUUUCUUUGAAGCCUGCGUGAGAGACUCAUGUGCCUGUGAUAGUGGUGGAGAUUAUGAGUGUUUCUGCACUGCUGUAUCAGCCUAUGCACAAGCCUGUAAUGAAGCUGGAGCUUGUGUUACCUGGAGAACGCCUAAAAUAUGCCCAUUGUUCUGUGAUUUUUACAACCCCCCUGGUGAAUGUGAGUGGCAUUACAAACCUUGUGGAGCUCCCUGUAUGCAGACCUGCAGAAAUCCAACUGGGCAUUGCUCCUAUCAUAUACCAGCACUUGAAGGUUGCUAUCCUAAAUGCCCUCCUGAGCAGCCUAUUUUUGAUGAGGACAACAUGAAAUGUGUAAAGCAGGAAGAUUGUGGCUGCUUUGUAGGAAUGUUACAUUAUGAGACUGGCCAGCAGGUGCCAACCACUGAGAAUUGUCAGACAUGUUAUUGUUCUUCAUUUGGUGUUAUCUGUGACUUUGAUGUAAAUGUAUGUACAUGCCAACAUAAUUAUGUACAGUACCACUUUGGAGAUAUCAUUUAUCACACAACGGAUGGACUGGGAGGUUGUAUCACAGCCAGAUGUUCAGUCAAUGGAACUAUUGAGAGGUCUUUGAAUCCUUGUGAAACAACUACUGUCCCAACAACUCCAUCCACACUAACUACAACACAAAAAUCAACAACAACCCCAACAACAGUUUUUUUCUUCAGCACACCAGCAACACUGACAUAUAUAUCAACACCGGAGAACACAGGAGAACAAACAACAGAAACAACACUUUCAACCACCACACCAGCCAUCCAAUCUACAACUGUCAUCGUCGAAGAAGGAAGCACUACUGCCCAACCAUCUACAGAGUCAUCAGCACCAAUUAGAGUCUUCACAACAACUGCAUCAUCUACCACUACUCAAACUACUGGAGAACCAGACACAACUGAGACUGUAACAGAGAAUGAAAUAACCACAUCUCAGACAACUUUGUCGACCACUACCAAGCCACAAAAAGAGAUGACGUCUGGUCCAACAAUCCAACCAACAACUACAGCCACAACAACUUUUGAAGAAAAUACAUCUACAUCAUCUGAAACUUCAACAUCUGCAAGCUCAUCUGUGCCAAUGAAACAAACCUCAUUACCAGUCGUUACUUCAACACAACCAACAACGCUAACAACCACAACUACGGUGCCAAUUACAACAGUUGUAUCUACAACAACUCAAGCUGAGUCAUCCACUGCACCUGAGAUUACUACUGAGGGAGUUUCUUCAACAACAGAGCCCCUCACAGCUGAAACAACUCUUUCAAUCACCACACCAACCAUCCCAUCCACUACUGUCAUUGUCGAGGAGGGUAGCACAACUCUCCGACCAUCUACAGGAACAUCAGCACCAAUUAGAGUCGUCACAACUUCCGCAUCAUCUACCAAUACUCAAACUACCGGAGAACCAACCACAACUGCGACUGUAACUGAAAACGAAAUAACCACAUCUCAGACACCUUUGUCCACCACUACCAAGCCGCCAAAGGAGAUGACGUCUGGUCCAACAAUUCAAACAACAACUCUAGCCACAACAUCUUUUGAAGAAAAUACAUCUACACCUUCUGAAACGUCAACAUCUGCAAGCUCAUCCGUGCCAAUGAAACAAACCUCAUUACCAGUCGUUACUUCAACACAACCAAAUACGCUAACAACCACAACUAUGGUGCCAAUUACAACAGUUGUAUCUAAAACAACUCAAGCUGAGUCAUCCACUGCACCUGAGAUUACUACUGAGGGAGUUUCUUCAACAACAGAGCCCCUCACAGCCGAAACAACACUUUCUGUCACCACACAAACCAUCCCAUCCACUACUGUCAUUGUCGAGGAGGGAAGCACAACUGUCCGACCAUCUACAGGAACAUCAGCACCAAUUAGAGUCGUCACAACUUCUGCAUCAUCUACCAAUACUCAAACUACCGGAGAACCAACCACAACUGAGACUGUAACUGAAAACGAAAUAACCACAUCUCAGACACCUUUGUCCACCACUACCAAGCCGCCAAAGGAGAUGACGUCUGGUCCAACAAUUCAAACAACAACUCUAGCCACAACAUCUUUUGAAGAAAAUACAUCUACACCUUCUGAAACGUCAACAUCUGCAAGCUCAUCCGUGCCAAUGAAACAAACCUCAUUACCAGUCGUUACUUCAACACAACCAAAUACGCUAACAACCACAACUAUGGUGCCAAUUACAACAGUUGUAUCUACAACUCAAGCUGAGUCAUCCACUGAACCUGAGAUUACUACUGAGGGAGUUUCUUCAACAACAGAGCCCCUCACAGCCGAAACAACACUUUCUGUCACCACACAAACCAUCCCAUCCACUACUGUCAUUGUCGAGGAGGGAAGCACAACUGUCCGACCAUCUACAGGAACAUCAGCACCAAUUAGAGUCGUCACAACUUCUGCAUCAUCUACCAAUACUCAAACUACCGGAGAACCAACCACAACUGAGACUGUAACUGAAAACGAAAUAACCACAUCUCUGACACCUUUGUCCACCACUACCAAGCCACCAAAGGAGAUGACGUCUGGUCCAACAAUUCAAACAACAACUAUAGCCACAACAACUUUUGAAGAAAAUACAUCUACACCUUCUGAAACGUCAACAUCUGCAAGCUCAUCCGUGCCAAUGAAACAAACCUCAUUACCAGUCGUUACUUCAACACAACCAACAACGCUAACAACCACAACUACGGUGCCAAUUACAACAGUUGUAUCUACAACAACCCAAGCUGAGUCAUCCACUGCACCUGAGAUUUCCACUGAGGGAGUUUCUUCAACAACAGAGCCCCAAACAGCCGAAACAACUCUUUCAACCACAACACCAGCCAUCCCAUCCACUACUGUCAUUGUCGAGGAGGGAAGCACAACUGUCCAACCAUCUACAGGAACAUCAGCACCAAUUAGAGUCGUCACAACUUCCGCAUCAUCUACCAAUACUCAAACUACCGGAGAACCAACCACAACUGAGACUGUAACUGAAAACGAAAUAACCACAUCUCAGACACCUUUGUCCACCACUACCAAGCCGCCAAAGGAGAUGACGUCUGGUCCAACAAGUCAAACAAAAACUAUAGCCACAACAUCUUUUGAAGAAAAUACAUCUACACCUUCUGAAACAUCAACAUCUGCAAGCUCAUCCGUGCCAAUGAAACAAACAUCAUUACCAGUCGUUACUUCAACACAACCAACAACGCUAACAACCACAACUACGGUGCCAAUUACAACAGUUGUAUCUACAACAACUCAAGCUGAGUCAUCCACUGCACCUGAGAUUACUACUGAGGGAGUUUCUUCAACAACAGAGCCCCUCACAGCUGAAACAACUCUUUCAAUCACCACACCAACCAUCCCAUCCACUACUGUCAUUGUCGAGGAGGGAAGCACAACUGUCCGACCAUCUACAGGAACAUCAGCACCAAUUAGAGUCGUCACAACUUCCGCAUCAUCUACCAAUACUCAAACUACCGGAGAACCAACCACAACUGAGACUGUAACUGAAAACGAAAUAACCACAACUCAGACACCUUUGUCCACCACUACCAAGCCGCCAAAGGAGAUGACGUCUGGUCCAACAAGUCAAACAACAACUAUAGCCACAACAUCUUUUGAAGAAAAUACAUCUACACCUUCUGAAACAUCAACAUCUGCAAGCUCAUCCGUGCCAAUGAAACAAACCUCAUUACCAGUCAUUACUUCAACACAACCAACAACGCUAACAACCACAACGACGGUGCCAAUUACAACAGUUGUAUCUACAACAACUCAAGCUGAGUCAUCCACUGCACCUGAGAUUACUACUGAGGGAGUUUCUUCAACAACAGAGCCCCUCACAGCUGAAACAACUCUUUCAAUCACCACACCAACCAUCCCAUCCACUACUGUCAUUGUCGAGGAGGGAAGCACAACUGUCCAACCAUCUACAGGAACAUCAGCACCAAUUAGAGUCGUCACAACUUCCGCAUCAUCUACCAAUACUCAAACUACCGGAGAACCAACCACAACUGAGACUGUAACUGAAAACGAAAUAACCACAACUCAGACACCUUUGUCCACCACUACCAAGCCGCCAAAGGAGAUGACGUCUGGUCCAACAAGUCAAACAACAACUAUAGCCACAACAUCUUUUGAAGAAAAUACAUCUACACCUUCUGAAACAUCAACAUCUGCAAGCUCAUCCGUGCCAAUGAAACAAACCUCAUUACCAGUCAUUACUUCAACACAACCAACAACGCUAACAACCACAAUGACGGUGCCAAUUACAACAGUUGUAUCUACAACAACUCAAGCUGAGUCAUCCACUGCACCUGAGAUUACUACUGAGGGAGUUUCUUCAACAACAGAGCCCCUCACAGCUGAAACAACUCUUUCAAUCAGCACACCAACCAUCCCAUCCACUACUGUCAUUGUCGAGGAGGGAAGCACAACAGUCCAACCAUCUACAGGAACAUCAGCACCAAUUAGAGUCGUCACAACUUCCGCAUCAUCUACCAAUACUCAAACUACCGGAGAACCAACCACAACUGAGACUGUAACUGAAAACGAAAUAACCACAUCUCAGACACCUUUGUCCACCACUACCAAGCCGCCAAAGGAGAUGACGUCUGGUCCAACAAGUCAAACAAAAACUAUAGCCACAACAUCUUUUGAAGAAAAUACAUCUACACCUUCUGAAACAUCAACAUCUGCAAGCUCAUCCGUGCCAAUGAAACAAACCUCAUUACCAGUCGUUACUUCAACACAACCAACAACGCUAACAACCACAACUACGGUGCCAAUUACAACAGUUGUAUCUACAACAACUCAAGCUGAGUCAUCCACUGCACCUGAGAUUACUACUGAGGGAGUUUCUUCAACAACAGAGCCCCUCACAGCUGAAACAACUCUUUCAAUCACCACACCAACCAUCCCAUCCACUACUGUCAUUGUCGAGGAGGGAAGCACAACUGUCCAACCAUCUACAGGAACAUCAGCACCAAUUAGAGUCGUCACAACUUCCGCAUCAUCUACCAAUACUCAAACUACCGGAGAACCAACCACAACUGAGACUGUAACUGAAAACGAAAUAACCACAUCUCAGACACCUUUGUCCACCACUACCAAGCCGCCAAAGGAGAUGACGUCUGGUCCAACAAGUCAAACAACAACUAUAGCCACAACAUCUUUUGAAGAAAAUACAUCUACACCUUCUGAAACAUCAACAUCUGCAAGCUCAUCCGUGCCAAUGAAACAAACCUCAUUACCAGUCGUUACUUCAACACAACCAACAACGCUAACAACCACAACUACGGUGCCAAUUACAACAGUUGUAUCUACAACAACUCAAGCUGAGUCAUCCACUGCACCUGAGAUUACUACUGAGGGAGUUUCUUCAGCAACAGAGCCCCUCACAGCUGAAACAACUCUUUCAAUCACCACACCAACCAUCCCAUCUACUACUGUCAUUGUCGAGGAGGGAAGCACAACUGUCCGACCAUCUACAGGAACAUCAGCACCAAUUAGAGUCGUCACAACUUCCGCAUCAUCUACCAAUACUCAAACUACCGGAGAACCAACCACAACUGAGACUGUAACUGAAAACGAAAUAACCACAACUCAGACACCUUUGUCCACCACUACCAAGCCGCCAAAGGAGAUGACGUCUGGUCCAACAAGUCAAACAACAACUAUAGCCACAACAUCUUUUGAAGAAAAUACAUCUACACCUUCUGAAACAUCAACAUCUGCAAGCUCAUCCAUGCCAAUGAAACAAACCUCAUUACCAGUCAUUACUUCAACACAACCAACAACGCUAACAACCACAACGACGGUGCCAAUUACAACAGUUGUAUCUACAACAACUCAAGCUGAGUCAUCCACUGCACCUGAGAUUACUACUGAGGGAGUUUCUUCAACAACAGAGCCCCUCACAGCUGAAACAACUCUUUCAAUCACCACACCAACCAUCCCAUCCACUACUGUCAUUGUCGAGGAGGGAAGCACAACUGUCCGACCAUCUACAGGAACAUCAGCACCAAUUAGAGUCGUCACAACUUCCGCAUCAUCUACCAAUACUCAAACUACCGGAGAACCAACCACAACUGAGACUGUAACUGAAAACGAAAUAACCACAUCUCAGACACCUUUGUCCACCACUACCAAGCCGCCAAAGGAGAUGACGUCUGGUCCAACAAGUCAAACAACAACUAUAGCCACAACAUCUUUUGAAGAAAAUACAUCUACACCUUCUGAAACAUCAACAUCUGCAAGCUCAUCCGUGCCAAUGAAACAAACCUCAUUACCAGUCGUUACUUCAACACAACCAACAACGCUAACAACCACAAUGACGGUGCCAAUUGCAACAGUUGUAUCUACAACAACUCAAGCUGAGUCAUCCACUGCACCUGAGAUUACUACUGAGGGAGUUUUUUCAACAACAGAGCCCCUCACAGCUGAAACAACUCUUUCAAUCACCACACCAACCAUCCCAUCCACUACUGUCAUUGUCGAGGUGGGAAGCACAACUGUCCGACCACCUAUAGGAACAUCAGCACCAAUUAGAGUCGUCACAACUUCUGCAUCAUCUACCAAUACUCAAACUACCGGAGAACCAACCACAACUGAGACUGUAACUGAAAACGAAAUAACCACAUCUCAGACACCUUUGUCCACCACUACCAAGCCGCCAAAGGAGAUGACGUCUGGUCCAACAAUUCAAACAACAACUAUAGCCACAACAACUUUUGAAGAAAAUACAUCUACACCUUCUGAAACAUCAACAUCUGCAAGCUCAUCCGUGCCAAUGAAACAAACCUCAUUACCAGUCGUUACUUCAACACAACCAACAACGCUAACAACCACAACUACGGUGCCAAUUACAACAGUUGUAUCUACAACAACUCAAGCUGAGUCAUCCACUGCACCUGAGAUUACCACUGAGGGAGUUUCUUCAACAACAGAGCCCCUCACAGCUGAAACAACUCUUUCAAUCACCACACCAACCAUCCCAUCCACUACUGUCAUUGUCGAGGUGGGAAGCACAACUGUCCGACCACCUAUAGGAACAUCAGCACCAAUUAGAGUCGUCACAACUUCCGCAUCAUCUACCAAUACUCAAACUACCGGAGAACCAACCACAACUGAGACUGUAACUGAAAACGAAAUAACCACAACUCAGACACCUUUGUCCACCACUACCAAGCCGCCAAAGGAGAUGACGUCUGGUCCAACAAGUCAAACAACAACUAUAGCCACAACAUCUUUUGAAGAAAAUACAUCUACACCUUCUGAAACAUCAACAUCUGCAAGCUCAUCCGUGCCAAUGAAACAAACCUCAUUACCAGUCAUUACUUCAACACAACCAACAACGCUAACAACCACAACGACGGUGCCAAUUACAACAGUUGUAUCUACAACAACUCAAGCUGAGUCAUCCACUGCACCUGAGAUUACUACUGAGGGAGUUUCUUCAACAACAGAGCCCCUCACAGCUGAAACAACUCUUUCAAUCACCACACCAACCAUCCCAUCCACUACUGUCAUUGUCGAGGAGGGAAGCACAACUGUCCGACCAUCUACAGGAACAUCAGCACCAAUUAGAGUCGUCACAACUUCCGCAUCAUCUACCAAUACUCAAACUACCGGAGAACCAACCACAACUGAGACUGUAACUGAAAACGAAAUAACCACAUCUCAGACACCUUUGUCCACCACUACCAAGCCGCCAAAGGAGAUGACGUCUGGUCCAACAAGUCAAACAACAACUAUAGCCACAACAACUUUUGAAGAAAAUACAUCUACACCUUCUGAAACGUCAACAUCUGCAAGCUCAUCCGUGCCAAUGAAACAAACCUCAUUACCAGUCGUUACUUCAACACAACCAACAACGCUAACAACCACAACUACGGUGCCAAUUACAACAGUUGUAUCUACAACAACUCAAGCUGAGUCAUCCACUGCACCUGAGAUUACCACUGAGGGAGUUUCUUCAACAACAGAGCCCCAAACAGCCGAAACAACUCUUUCAACCACAACACCAGCCAUCCCAUCCACUACUGUCAUUGUCGAGGAGGGAAGCACAACUGUCCAACCAUCUACAGGAACAUCAGCACCAAUUAGAGUCGUCACAACUUCCGCAUCAUCUUCCAAUACUCAAACUACCGGAGAACCAACCACAACUGAGACUGUAACUGAAAACGAAAUAACCACAUCUCAGACACCUUUGUCCACCACUACCAACCCGCCAAAGGAGAUGACGUCUGGUCCAACAAGUCAAACAAAAACUAUAGCCACAACAUCUUUUGAAGAAAAUACAUCUACACCUUCUGAAACAUCAACAUCUGCAAGCUCAUCCGUGCCAAUGAAACAAACCUCAUUACCAGUCGUUACUUCAACACAACCAACAACGCUAACAACCACAACUACGGUGCCAAUUACAACAUUUGUAUCUACAACAACUCAAGCUGAGUCAUCCACUGCACCUGAGAUUACUACUGAGGGAGUUUUUUCAACAACAGAGCCCCUCACAGCUGAAACAACUCUUUCAAUCACCACACCAACCAUCCCAUCCACUACUGUCAUUGUCGAGGUGGGAAGCACAACUGUCCGACCACCUAUAGGAACAUCAGCACCAAUUAGAGUCGUCACAACUUCUGCAUCAUCUACCAAUACUCAAACUACCGGAGAACCAACCACAACUGAGACUGUAACUGAAAACGAAAUAACCACAUCUCAGACACCUUUGUCCACCACUACCAAGCCGCCAAAGGAGAUGACGUCUGGUCCAACAAUUCAAACAACAACUAUAGCCACAACAACUUUUGAAGAAAAUACAUCUACACCUUCUGAAACGUCAACAUCUGCAAGCUCAUCCGUGCCAAUGAAACAAACCUCAUUACCAGUCGUUACUUCAACACAACCAACAACGCUAACAACCACAACUACGGUGCCAAUUACAACAGUUGUAUCUACAACAACUCAAGCUGAGUCAUCCACUGCACCUGAGAUUACUACUGAGGGAGUUUUUUCAACAACAGAGCCCCUCACAGCUGAAACAACUCUUUCAAUCACCACACCAACCAUCCCAUCCACUACUGUCAUUGUCGAGGUGGGAAGCACAACUGUCCGACCGCCUAUAGGAACAUCAGCACCAAUUAGAGUCGUCACAACUUCCGCAUCAUCUACCAAUACUCAAACUACCGGAGAACCAACCACAACUGAGACUGUAACUGAAAACGAAAUAACCACAACUCAGACACCUUUGUCCACCACUACCAAGCCGCCAAAGGAGAUGACGUCUGGUCCAACAAUUCAAACAACAACUAUAGCCACAACAUCUUUUGAAGAAAAUACAUCUACACCUUCUGAAACAUCAACAUCUGCAAGCUCAUCCGUGCCAAUGAAACAAACCUCAUUACCAGUCAUUACUUCAACACAACCAACAACGCUAACAACCACAACGACGGUGCCAAUUACAACAGUUGUAUCUACAACAACUCAAGCUGAGUCAUCCACUGCACCUGAGAUUACUACUGAGGGAGUUUCUUCAACAACAGAGCCCCUCACAGCUGAAACAACUCUUUCAAUCACCACACCAACCAUCCCAUCCACUACUGUCAUUGUCGAGGAGGGAAGCACAACUGUCCGACCAUCUACAGGAACAUCAGCACCAAUUAGAGUCGUCACAACUUCCGCAUCAUCUACCAAUACUCAAACUACCGGAGAACCAACCACAACUGAGACUGUAACUGAAAACGAAAUAACCACAUCUCAGACACCUUUGUCCACCACUACCAAGCCGCCAAAGGAGAUGACGUCUGGUCCAACAAGUCAAACAACAACUAUAGCCACAACAACUUUUGAAGAAAAUACAUCUACACCUUCUGAAACGUCAACAUCUGCAAGCUCAUCCGUGCCAAUGAAACAAACCUCAUUACCAGUCGUUAUUUCAACACAACCAACAACGCUAACAACCACAACUACGGUGCCAAUUACAACAGUUGUAUCUACAACAACUCAAGCUGAGUCAUCCACUGCACCUGAGAUUACUACUGAGGGAGUUUUUUCAACAACAGAGCCCCUCACAGCUGAAACAACUCUUUCAAUCACCACACCAACCAUCCCAUCCACUACUGUCAUUGUCGAGGAGGGAAGCACAACUGUCCGACCACCUAUAGGAACAUCUGCACCAAUUAGAGUCGUCACAACUUCUGCAUCAUCUACCAAUACUCAAACUACCGGAGAACCAACCACAACUGAGACUGUAACUGAAAACGAAAUGACCACAUCUCUGACACCUUUGUCCACCACUACCAAGCCGCCAAAGGAGAUGACGUCUGGUCCAACAAUUCAAACAACAACUAUAGCCACAACAACUUUUGAAGAAAAUACAUCUACACCUUCUGAAACGUCAACAUCUGCAAGAUCAUCCGUGCCAAUGAAACAAACCUCAUUACCAGUCGUUACUUCAACACAUCCAACAACGCUAACAACCACAACUACGGUUCCAAUUACAACAGUUGUAUCUACAACAACCCAAGCUGAGUCAUCCUCUGCACCUGAGAUUUCCACUGAGGGAGUUUCUUCAACAACAGAGCCCUUUACAGUCAAAACAACUCUUUCAACCACCACACCAGCCAUCCCGUCCACUACUGUAAUUAUUGAGGAGGGAAGCACUACUGUCCAACCAUCUACAGGAUCAUCAGCACCAAUAAGAGUUGAGACAACUACUGCAUCUUCUACCAAUACUCAUGCUACUGGAGAACCUACCACAACUGAGACUGUAACUGAAAACGAAAUAACCACAUAUCUGACACCUUUGUCCACCACUACCAAGCCGCCAAAGGAGAUGACGUCUGGUCCAACAAUUCAAACAACAACUAUAGCCACAACAACUUUUGAAGAAAAUACAUCUACACCUUCUGAAACGUUAACAUCUGCAAGCUCAUCCGUGCCAAUGAAACAAACCUCAUUACCAGUCGUUACUUCAACACAACCAACAACGCUAACAACCACAACUACGGUGCCAAUUACAACAGUUGUAUCUACAACAACCCAAGCUGAGUCAUCCACUGCACCUGAGAUUUCCACUGAGGGAGUUUCUUCAACAACAGAGCCCUUUACAGUCGAAACAACUCUUUCAACCACCACACCAGCCAUCCCGUCCACUACUGUAAUUAUUGAGGAGGGAAGCACUACUGUCCAACCAUCUACAGGAUCAUCAGCACCAAUAAGAGUUGAGACAACUACUGCAUCUUCUACCAAUACUCAUGCUACUGGAGAACCAACCACAACUGAGACUGUAACUGAAAACGAAAUAACCACACCUCAGACACCUUUGUCCACCACUACCAAGCCGCCAAAGGAGAUGACGUCUGGUCCAACAACUCAAACAACAACUAUAGCCACAACAUCUUUUGAAGAAAAUACAUCUACACCUUCGGAAACGUCAACAUCUGCAAGCUCAUCCGUGCCAAUGAAACAAACCUCAUUACCAGUCGUUACUUCAAUACAACCAACAACGCUAACAACCACAACUACGGUGCCAAUUACAACAGUUGUAUCUACAACAACUCAAGCUGAGUCAUCCACUGCACCUGAGAUUACUACUGAGGGAGUUUCUUCAACAACAGAGCCCCUCACAGCUGAAACAACUCUUUCAAUCACCACAACAAUAGCCAUCCCAUCCACUACUAUCAUUGUCGAGGAGGGAAGCACAACUGUCCGACCAUCUACAGGAACAUCAGCACCAAUUAGAGUCGUCACAACUUCCGCAUCAUCUACCAAUACUCAAACUACCGGAGAACCAACCACAACUGAGACUGUAACUGAAAACGAAUUGACCACAUCUCUGACACCUUUGUCCACCACUACCAAGCCGCCAAAGGAGAUGACGUCUGGUCCAACAAUUCAAACAACAACUAUAGCCACAACAACUUUUGAAGAAAAUACAUCUACACCUUCUGAAACGUCAACAUCUGCAAGCUCAUCCGUGCCAAUGAAACAAACCUCAUUACCAGUCGUUACUUCAACACAACCAACAACGCUAACAACCACAACUAUGGUGCCAAUUACAACAGUUGUAUCUACAACAACUCAAGUUGAGUCAUCCACUGCACCUGAGAUUUCCACUGAGGGAGUUUCUUCAACCACAGAGCCCUUUACAGUCGAAACAACUCUUUCAACCACCACACCAGACAUCCCGUCCACUACUGUAAUUAUUGAGGAGGGAAGCACUACUGUCCAACCAUCUCCAGGAUCAUCAGCACCAAUAAGAGUUGUGACAACUACUGCAUCUUCUACCAAUACUCAAGCUACUGGAGAACCUACCACAACUGAGACUGUAACUGAAAAUGAAAUAACCACAUCUCAGACACCUUUGUCCACCACUACCAAGCCGCCAAAGGAGAUGACGUCUGGUCCAACAAUUCAAACAACAACUAUAGCCACAACAACUUUUGAAGAAAAUACAUCUACACCUUCUGAAACGUCAACAUCUGCAAGCUCAUCCGUGCCAAUGAAACAAACCUCAUUACCAGUCGUUACUUCAACACAACCAACAACGCUAACAACCACAACUAUGGUGCCAAUUACAACAGUUGUAUCUACAACAACUCAAGUUGAGUCAUCCACUGCACCUGAGAUUUCCACUGAGGGAGUUUCUUCAACCACAGAGCCCUUUACAGUCGAAACAACUCUUUCAACCACCACACCAGACAUCCCGUCCACUACUGUAAUUAUUGAGGAGGGAAGCACUACUGUCCAACCAUCUACAGGAUCAUCAGCACCAAUAAGAGUUGUGACAACUACUGCAUCUUCUACCAAUACUCAAGCUACUGGAGAACCUACCACAACUGAGACUGUAACUGAAAAUGAAAUAACCACAUCUCAGACACCUUUGUCCACCACUACCAAGCCGCCAAAGGAGAUGACGUCUGGUCCAACAAGUCAAACAACAACUAUAGCCACAACAUCUUUUGAAGAAAAUACAUCUACACCUUCGGAAACGUCAACAUCUGCAAGCUCAUCCGUGCCAAUGAAACAAACCUCAUUACGAGUCGUUACUUCAACACAACCAACAACGCUAACAACCACAACUACGGUGCCAAUUACAACAGUUGUAUCUACAACAACUCAAGCUGAGUCAUCCACUGCACCUGAGAUUACUACUGAGGGAGUUUCUUCAACAACAGAGCCCCUCACAGCCGAAACAACUCUUUCAACCAACACACCAGCCAUCCCAUCCACUACUGUCAUUGUCGAGGAGGUAAGCACUACUGUCCAACCAUCUACAGAAACAUCAGCACCAAUUAGAGUCAUUACAACUACUGCAUCGUCUACCACUACUCAAACUACUGGAGAACCAACCACAACUGAGACUGUAACUGAAAACGAAACAACCACAUCUCAGACACCUUUGUCCACCACUUCCAAGCCACCAAAGUUUGUGACAACUGGUCCAACAAGCCAACCAACAACAAUAACAAUGACAACUUCUGUGCCAGUGUCUACAGUUCUAUCGACAACAAUCAGAGCCGUGUCAUCCACUGCACCUGAGAUUACCACUGUUGGAGUUUCUGCAACAACAGAGCUGCUCACUGCUGAAACAACUCUUUUAACCAUCACAACUGCAAUCCCAUCUACUACUAUCCUUGUCAAGGAUCAAAGCACUACUCUAUUUCAGAACAAUACUUCAGCUUUUGAGACAACCACAACAAUGUACAGAUCAUCCAUUUCACCAUUUACAGAAAAUCUUUCAACUCUCACUAGUACCACUUCCAGUGUUUUCCACUCAUCCACAUCUAUGGAGACCUCAAUCGCACCCAUUACUCAAACGUUGCCAUCUUUCACUGGCAUCCUUCCAGUGACUACAGAAUCUCCUGUAUUCUCCUCCACUUCUAGUAUUUGCUGCUUAGUGAAUGCCACAAAUUUUCAACCAGGAGAUCUAAUUUAUAAUGUGACUGAUGGCUUUGGUUGGUGCUUUACGGCAUACUGUAAUGUAACUUGCAGUAUUGUAAAGACAUCAACAUCUUGCCUGCCUACUUCAUCACCAACUAUCCCCUCUGAAACAACCACCUAUUCUAGUUCAACAGCAAUCAACAGUUCUCUGGGCACAAAACACCCUGUUACAUUCAUGUCCACAACCACAACAACCUCAGAAGUACCAAAUACAACCUUUGGGCCUAAUUGUGAUGCACUUGACCCACCAAAACAGAGUGGUGAAUCCUGGGAGAUAGAUAACUGCACAACAGCAUCCUGUGUGAAUGGCACUGUUGUCUACAAAGCUUAUGAGUGUGAGCCAGUUCAGCUUCCCAACUGUGAAAAUGGUCGCACCCCAGUUAAAGUCUAUGAUGCUACUGGCUGCUGUUUCACAUAUGAAUGUGAAUGCUUUUGUAACGGAUGGGGUGGCAACCAUUAUGUGACGUUUGAUGGACAAGAUUAUACAUUUGAAAACAACUGCUCAUACAUAUUAUUUCAAGAAGCAGUACCGACACAAAAUCUAAUGAUUGUCCAUGAUAAGCAGUAUUGCAGUGCUGGAGGUUCUUUCUGUUCACAGGCUCUAAAAAUAAAGUACAAAUCACAGGAGAUUGUUUUAACCCAGGCACUUAAUUCUGAUGUUGUCAGCAAUGUGGUGAUGAUUGACCAGAAACAAGUCUACCCGGCUUUCAGAAAUGGUGACCUGUUUAUUACUAGCACUGGUGUCGAAGUCAUGUUGGAGAUUCCAGAAAUUCAGGCUCAGGUUACCUAUACAGGGACGACAUUUGCUAUUAACUUGCCUUUCUCAGUCUUCCAGAAAAACACAGAGGGCCUGUGUGGUACAUGUGAUAACAUCAAAGAGAAUGACUGCAGCUCUACAUCUGGUGAGGUUAUGUCUUGCCUUGAAACAGUCUUUGACUGGCAGCUUCCAAAUGAGGACUGUAUUCUGCCCACCCCUGCUCCAUUAUCUACCACCAUGCAUCCUGAAAGCACUCAGAGCACUUGCAAACCAUCUAUUUGUGAGCUCAUCUAUAGCAGAGUGUUUGAGGAAUGCCGCAAAACAAUCUCUCCUGAGGUCUACGUGGAGGGUUGUAGAUUUGAUGUUUGCACCACAGUGGUUUCUGGCUGUUCCAGUUUACAAGCCUAUGCUUCUGCCUGUGCUAAGGAAGGCAUUUGUGUGGACUGGAGAAGUUAUACCAAUGGAGAAUGUGAGAUUACAUGUCCUGCCUCUAAAGUGUACAAUCAUUGUGGUCCAGCAGUGGAACCAACCUGCAAUGCUCAGUACAAUGAUAAGUAUUCAAACGACACGUCCAGCACCAGCAUGAGUGAGGGAUGCUUUUGUGAGGAAGGAUCUAUUUUGUUCAGUUCCUAUUCAGAUGUCUGUGUUGUCUCUUGUGCUUGCACUGGCCCUGACGGCAACCCAAAAAAGCCCAGUGACACGUGGAAGAGUGGAUGUGAAAUAUGUGAGUGUGACGGGGAUUCAAUCAGUGUCCAUUGCCAGCCUGUAACCUGUCCUGCUGUGCAGCCAGUUACUUGUAAUGAGCCCGGACAAGUGCUUGUCAACACAACAGUGGACUGCUGUGAGAGCUAUGAAUGCAAUUGCGAUAUGAGUCUGUGCCCUGUUCCUGCAAUCCAGUGUCCACCUGGCUUUGCACUGUCCAUCAAUGUAACUUCAGAGAGCUGCUGUCCAGGUUACGACUGCACACCCAUGGAAGUCUGUGUCUCUAAUACCACAGUGUAUCAGCCUGGCUCACCUAUGCCAAGUUAUGAUCCUUGUAUGAUGUGUACCUGCGGUUGGAACAUAGAUCCUGACACAAUGCUAUUUGCUCCAGAGUGUGUGAUCGCUGACUGCUACACUGACUGUCCAGAGGGUCAAGAAUACCAAGUUCUUCCUGGUCAGUGCUGUGGACAGUGUGUGACCACUAAUUGUGUGGUUGUGCACGAUAAUGUCCCACACACAAUCUUGGUUAACCAGACAUGGCAGCCAACUAAUGAUAAAUGUGUGAAAUACAAUUGUGAACUAAUUAAUGGUAACCCAGUGACAAUUGGGACUAAGACCGCUUGUCCUCCCUUCAACCCUGAAGACUGUAUUCCUGGAACAGAAACAAUGGAUGCAGAUGGCUGCUGUCCAUCAUGUACACUGAACAACAGAUGUAAUGUCCAGAGAAACAGCACUUUCUUGGUUAGCAAAGGCUGUAUUAGCACCACACCCGUGGAAAUAACCUCUUGCACAGGCUUGUGUGGUACCUCCUCCAUAUACUCUGCAGAGGCGAACUCUCUGAUGCACUCUUGCUCUUGCUGUCAGGAAAUGACAACCAGUAAGAAGGAAGUGACUCUGACUUGCCCUGAUGGGUCGAACAUCAACCACUCUUAUAUGUAUAUUGAGUCUUGUGGCUGCAAGGCCACUGAUUGCCCUGGUCAAACCUUACAGCGACGCCACAGGAGAGUGUGAGCUUUGACCCCAUACAGUAGUGCCAUUUCAUAAGGACCUCAUGGUGUUUCUCAUUAAACAUGACAUUAUAUUCUUAAUUUAACAGCCAUUCAACCUAGCUUUGAUCUUUAAGGAAACUGAAUGUGAGUCAACAUUAUGUAGGUUAUACCUAAAAAGUGAGGUCUGUCUGUUUUAGUGUUAUUAUUGUUGUGUGUCUGUACAUUUGAAAGCUUUUAAAUGUUUGUGACAAUUAUCGCUAUGCUGUCAUGACAAUGACAGCUCUUUUGUUUCUUGUCUAGUAGUUCUCAAUAAACUAAU
Molecule: messenger RNA, 20202 nt
Organism: Myxocyprinus asiaticus (Chinese sucker)
Lineage: Eukaryota; Metazoa; Chordata; Actinopteri; Cypriniformes; Catostomidae
Product: mucin-2-like
Exons: 48
Coding region: 1-19905 (6634 amino acids)
Cellular component (GO): extracellular matrix
Molecular function (GO): protein binding
Source: RefSeq, a predicted model, not a curated record